CAGCAGUGGAUCUUAGCAGGGAGCUGCAGGAGGAGGAGGAGGUAACAUGCAGCAUUCAUCCACCACGCACUUAUUUAUACAACAAAACUAUAACGUUAUGCUUUGAUUUUCAAGCUAUUUUCAAAUUCGUGGACAUUUACUGUAAACAUGUCUUGCAACCAGUCUGCAUUUUAAGUGUUCUUCCACAAAAUACCGCGGUUACGCUGUCCCAAAACAAACCCCACAGCAGCCAUGGAGCGAGUCAGAGGUGCAUUUAACAACCUGUUAAAGAGCGAGAGCUACAGCAGGUUCAACCUGCAGCCACAGGUGGAAGGAGAAACACACAUGGAGGCGAAAAUGUCUGAUGAUGUCACAGAUGAUGUCACGCAGGUGGAAAGCCAGGCAGGAGCUGCUACGAGGUUCGAGCAGACGUCUUCGGAUCACAACAAGAGGAAUAUUUGUUACCUGUCUUUGGGGACGCUGCUGGUGUUUCUACUGGGUUAUCUGGUUGGUUACAUCAGCCACAGUAAAGUGGAGCCGGUGAGGACGGAGCCUGUCGCUGUGGUCAAAAGUCAAACAGUGACGAAGUCGCCGCCGCCUGAUUUUAUACCAGCUCCAGAUUUGUCCCUGAAGUGGUCAGACAUCCAACAGCUGCUCACCCAGAAACUCACCAGCCAGGCAUUUGACACCACUCUGAGUUAUCAAUGGCUAGCUAAUCAGAUGCAGGGUGUGAUAGGCGACGGUCGUCUGGCCACUCGUGUCUAUGAAGAGUUCAAGCAGCUGAACAUGGACCCGUGGUCUGACGACCACUAUGUUCAGCUGCAGACACCAGACAGCGAUCACCCAAACCGUGUCAUUUUUGGGUCUGAUGAGUCCAAACCUGAGGGGUAUCUGGCCUACAGUGCAACUGGGAAAGUUGAGGGUAAACUGGUUUACGCCAACUACGGUCGUCUGGAGGACCUGGACGUGGUUCUUAAAAAGGACAUUGAGCUGAAUGGCAGCGUCCUGCUGCUGCGCAAGGGGAAAAUAUCGUAUGCAGAGAAGGUGGUCAUUGCUGCAGCCAAGGGAGCCUCUGCUGUUCUCAUUUACCCAGACAUACAGGACUACAAGUACGAGGGCGACACGGCUCUGUACGGACACGUCCAUCUUGGUUGUGGUGACCCCUACACCCCUGGUUUCCCUUCCUUCAACCACACCCUGUUUCCUCCCACCAAGUCGUCCGGUCUCCCUGAAAUCCCUGCUCAGACCAUCACUGCCAACAUGGCCUACACUCUCCUACAGAACAUCCAUGGACCAGAGUCUAACGCCAGCAGUGGUUUUAUUGGGGGCUUCCACAUGCCUCCAUACAGACUGGGAGGCAGCAAGAACAUCACUGUGGAGGUGAACAACAUCCUGGUCAACACAAAGAUCCGCAACGUGUUUGGAGUCAUCAAAGGAUUCACUGAUCCUGAUCAGUACCUCGUCAUCGGAGCUCAGAGAGACGCUUGGGGCAGAGGUUACGCCAGAGCCAACGUUGGUACCUGUGUUCUGAUAGAACUGGCCAGAGCCUUCAGUGAGAUGGUGAAGAAAGAUGGAUUUAGGCCAAGGAGAAGUAUCGUGUUUGCAAGUUGGAGUGCAGGAGAAUAUGGGAAUGUUGGUGCCACCGAGUGGUUAGAGGCGUACAUGUCUACUAUUGACAAAAGGCUUUUCACCUACAUAAGUCUAGAUGGACUGGUUAUGGGUCGAGGCAGUUUCACAGCCUCGUCCAGUCCUCUGCUCUACAGCCUCAUCGAGACCACGAUGAAAACGAUGCCCAGUCCACUUGGAUCUGGAACUGUGUACGACAUGGUGGGAAAAAACAACUGGGAGGCAAACGUAAUGAAGCCCAUGUCUAUGGAUGAUCCUGCCUAUCCAUUCCUGGCCUUUUCUGGAAUUCCCUCCAUGUCUUUCCACUUCACCUCCAAGAAUAUGGAGUCCUACCCUUACUAUGACACCAACCUGGACAACAUGGACCACCUGGAUUAUCAAACCAACCAUCACAGCAGUGAGAUAACAGCUUUGGCAGCGCAGUGCGCUGGCGUGAUGGCCCUGCGCCUGGUCCAUGACCACGUGAUCAACCUGGAUGUGAACCAAUACGGCAGAAUAAUCAAUAAGGCUGUGAUACCAGUCUACAUGCGGAUCAAAAAACUGCAGGAGUCUGGUCAACUCCAGAACGUGAGUACUAACUGGUUGGUGGAAGCACGAGGCUCCUUCCUCAGAGCUGUUGAAAAGGUCAACACAAGCAUCUCCAACAGUGACUUGAAUAAUGAGAAGACCUGUAGAAUGAUCAACAACAGGAUCACGGCGGUGGAGCACUCGCUCCUCUCUCCGUACGUGUCACCGACUCAGACCCCCUUUCGUCACCUCCUGCUGGGGCGUGGCCCACACACUCUGGCGUCCUUGGGUAGGAUAAGGGACAUGGAGCAGCUUCAUGUCCAGCUGGCCCUCGCCACCUGGACCCUGCAGGGCUGCUCCUACGUUAUGGUGGGCGACAUCUGGGACAUUCAUGAGCAGAUCUAGGAUGUGAGCGAGGAAGUGGUUAAAUUUUCAGGUAAACCUUGGAGCAGAGGGAGGAGUUCCAGUGUCAGGACUCCAGCUGUUGAAUCAGACAUGACCGGAGACUAAUGAGGUAAAAUGUUGUUGAACAUCAGUCUGUGCAAAAACCUGACGUACUUGUGAUCAACCUGUGGCUGUGACCAUCCAAACUCCCACAGAGCUUAGUGUAAUUUUUUUUGUUUUUACCAGUGGCUUUGCCCACUUUGUAGCUGUCUUUUUUUCAUGACAUUAUCGGAAGCAGUAACCUCCAUAAUUAUGACGGUUAUACUGUCGCAUUUUCCUGCAGCAUCUGCUACACUAACUAACUCGCUGAAUGUUUGAAUUUUCUCCUGUCUGUCAGUUCUGUAGUAUUUACUCUGUGGGCCACAAACCCAGAAAUAUUCCAGGGUUCUGUUGGAACUGUUGUGUCUUAAACAGCCACAUCGUUCCUUGUACUGCCCACUGAUCCUGGUACUAAUUUAAGCCAAAUUUCAAACUCGUUUGAACUUAUUAAGAUCUGUGGCUUCCACAACUCAUUAUUGGAAGCAGGGUCUUCCAGACUGAUAAGAAGUCAUGGUAGAUUUUGCCUAUCUUUGUGUGUUUGUUUGUUUUAUAGGGACCAAAUCUAAUACAAGGACAGGCAACAUCUUAAUGACUGGUUUCUCCUAAUCUUUAUUCUAAUUGACUUUUUUAUAUAUUUUUUUAUUUUAUGUGUGUUUCUGUCUUUAUUCUACUGACAGUAUUUUUUCCACCCACUCUAUGGCCCUAAUGUAGUCAAAUCAGACACAUUUUAUUCUAAAAGAAAUAGUUAGACAAAAGAACUGGACAUAUAUUUUAAUGUUGACGCUGACAUUUUAAAAUUUAUAACCACUAUUGUCAUGGUUUUGUCUUCACCCUGAAAACUGGGUAAUUCCACCACAGGGUGGCGUUAAAGUAUAAUUAAAAAAAAAUACAAUCUGCCUUUUUUUUUAAAUUCUCAGCAGACAUUUAUUUUCCUUUCUGAAACUGCAUGGAAGGAUGACUAUACAGUAAUUAUGGAUUUAUUUCAAGAUUACAAGUGAAAUUAAAAAGAUUAACAUGUACUCAAAAUAGAAUCUGACAUCCAGCUUUAAGAACACCUAAUCCGCUUACUUCUAACACAGCUGCUGAAGUGUAACAACGUGUCAAUAUAUUAAUAUUUUGUCAUUAUAAAUGGGUUUUGUUACUACUGUGUUCACUUCUGCGUAGUUUCGUCUCUAAAAGGUAUAUGUGAUUUAACGUCAUUGUGUGUGGCAAUAAACCCAAUGACUCACCACCCCCUACC
Cynoglossus semilaevis (tongue sole) is the source of this 3835-nucleotide messenger RNA. It is a transcript of the gene tfr1b, whose product is annotated as transferrin receptor 1b. NCBI's taxonomy places the organism in Eukaryota, Metazoa, Chordata, Actinopteri, Pleuronectiformes, Cynoglossidae. The transcript is spliced from 20 exons. The coding region runs from base 232 to 2517 and encodes 761 amino acids. Gene Ontology annotation, biological process: intracellular iron ion homeostasis; iron ion transport. The record is from RefSeq and is a predicted model, not a curated record. Gene Ontology annotation, cellular component: external side of plasma membrane.